Messenger RNA from Orussus abietinus, 2324 nucleotides. RefSeq names its product zinc finger CCCH-type with G patch domain-containing protein. The coding region runs from base 754 to 2295 and encodes 513 amino acids. Gene Ontology annotation, cellular component: nucleus. The record is from RefSeq and is a predicted model, not a curated record. Gene Ontology annotation, molecular function: DNA-binding transcription factor activity, RNA polymerase II-specific; metal ion binding; RNA polymerase II cis-regulatory region sequence-specific DNA binding. The transcript is spliced from 9 exons. Gene Ontology annotation, biological process: regulation of transcription by RNA polymerase II; negative regulation of DNA-templated transcription. NCBI's taxonomy places the organism in Eukaryota, Metazoa, Arthropoda, Insecta, Hymenoptera, Orussidae.
UCAGUCUUUUAAAUAAAUACAAUGUUUGUAAUGCUAUACACGAAUAAAUUACCGAAUGACGAAAAUCUUGUUCGUAAUUUCAAAAUUAGACAUUAUAUAAAGCAAAUGAUAUACAUUAAUUAUAAGUAUGAUUUAAAAGAAACGGUCUUUACAUCACGUUUAAUGGCGGAUCGAGAAUUGUGCUGCCUUGUUGUACUUUAAUUUUGUUACCAGUUAUUUUAUGAUCAGAGACCAGUUAGCGAUCUAUUUACUCGUCUGUAAUUGAAGCAAUUUCAAAAGAAGCCUCAAAUUGCCAUAGUAUAGUAGUCCUCUAAUGAUUUGUAAAUUUAUCUCCUGUAAUGAUGAAAUAAAUAUUUAAUAUCCAUUUGUGAUUCAUAGACAAGUCAAGUGGUUGUAAUUUAAUUACGCAAAGGUGAUUUUGCAGACAUCUUGUUGAUACUAUGUAAUUUUAUUAUUCAUACUACAGAUAUAAACGUAAAGAUUGUUCAUUCAGGUCAAUUUUUUAUUUUAAAUUCUAUUUAGUGUACUUUGUAGCCACUUUCGUGAGGCUAUUUUGAUAAAUUGGAUUGUUUCUAGAUUGAGUUUGUGUGUCAUUUACUUUUUGGUGAUUGUCUAAUAUUGAUUGAACUUAUAUAAAUACUUUCACAUUCACAGUUGUUGCUAUGAAAGAAAUGAAAGUUGUUAAUUGAUUGGCAAUUUUGAAGUUUGAAAAAAAGUAUUACAACUCUUGCAUUUAUUUUAAUCAUCGUAAAAAUGUCGGACACUGACAGUCUAGAAAAUGCCAUCAAACAAUACGAAGAACAGCUGUCACAAGUCUGCCUGGCAUUGUCCGCAACAUCGGAAGGUUCCGAUAGAGAUGAUUUAUUCAGGCUGCAGUCAGAUUUGCAGGAACUAAUUAGUUUAACAAAAGAGAAUUUACAAACGGAGAACAAGGCAAAUACUGAUACUAGCGUACUUGUAUGUAAUACCCAACAAACUAACAAUUCAUUAGAUGAAGAAUAUGCCUUAUUUGAGGCUGAAUUGGCAGAGAGGCCGCCAGAUUCUCAGAAUGAAUCGGGAGCAGAGAAUUCGAACACUAUUGAAGAAGACUUGAAGGCACUCGAAGGUAUGAAAUGUCGAGCUCCUCAUGGAAGUAGUUGGGGUGGCACCGGGUACCAUAAUGCCAUGGUGUGCUCGGUUCUCAACAGCGAUGACGAUACCAUCUCAAGCAUGAAUGAUAUUAAGGUUAAGGUCUUAUUUAUUAAUCCAACACACAAAGAAAUGCUUCCUUGUCCUUAUUUUCUCGAUGGCAUGUGCAAAUUUUCUGACAGCCAGUGUCACUUCUCACAUGGAGAAAUUGUACCACUAUCUACCUUACAGGAAUACAGAGAACCUGACUUUUCCAGUAUAAAAAUGGGUAGCAGAGUAUUGGGACAACAAAAAACUAAAUUAUGGCAUAGAUGUAUUGUAUUGAAAACUCCGGAGAAUGAGAAUGAUCUCUAUCGUGUAAAAUUUGAAUCUAGUGGGAAUAUUAUUGAAUUAAGUCUACAAGAUCUUCUCCCUCUUAAUGAUGCUGAGUUGGAGAUGUCAGAUUCAUCCGAAGAUAGUGAUGUUGAGAUUAAUGAUGAACGAGUUACAACAGAGUCCAUCGAUGACCAAGUUCACAAAUCAUUACUCACAUUAAAUUCAACCGAACCACUAGGGAAGUGGGAACAGUAUACACGUGGAAUGGGUAGUAAACUUAUGGCUCAAAUGGGUUACAUAUCUGGUACUGGAUUGGGUAGAAGAGCAGAUGGCAGAAUUAUUCCUGUCGAAGCAACUGUUUUACCUGCUGGAAAAUCUUUAGAUCAUUGUAUGGAACUACGUGAAAAUGCUGGAGGUGAUGAAGAUCUAUUUUCCGUACAGCGUAGAAUGCAGAAAGAACAACGUAAAUUGGAGCAGAAACAAGAAAAAUUAUAUCAAAAGGAAAAACAGCGUGAAAAGAACAAUGUAUUUAACAUUAUCAAUGCUGCUUUAGGUGAAGAUAAAAACAAGCCAAGCAGUUCUAAGAAUAGAACAGAUUUUAAAACAGAGUCAAAUAGAAAAUUGAACGUCGCCAGUUUCCAAAUUAGUGAAAACAUUGCUCGACUUGAGAAGGAAUCCCUAAAACUUAAGGAUUCUCUAGGAAGACAUGCAAAAGGUAGUUUGCAUUACAAUAAUAUUGUACUGCAAUAUAAUGAAAAACAAAGACAACUUACUGAUCUACGUACCUGCGAACGACAUAUAACCGCUGAACAGAAUCAACGAAAGAAUAAGACUAAGCUGACAGUAUUUUGAUAAAUAGCAGUAAUUUUACAUAUACUCUG